Messenger RNA from Haliotis rubra (blacklip abalone), 3342 nucleotides. Its product is annotated as zinc finger protein 280D-like. NCBI's taxonomy places the organism in Eukaryota, Metazoa, Mollusca, Gastropoda, Lepetellida, Haliotidae. Gene Ontology annotation, biological process: regulation of transcription by RNA polymerase II. Gene Ontology annotation, molecular function: chromatin insulator sequence binding. Gene Ontology annotation, cellular component: chromosome. The record is from RefSeq and is a predicted model, not a curated record.
UUCCAUUUGCAAUUUCGCGCACAUGUGGUCACGUGACGUUUGAUAUAGACAUGCAGGAGUUGUAGUUCUUGUGACAUUGGCUUCAUAUUAGGAAAAACAUUUACAAGAGAGCAUGGUGGGAAAUCAAGAGGAGAUAACCCCGGGAGGAAUGUUUCACUGAGAUUACGUACCUGCCUUCCAGAGAGUCGGGUAAUCAGCCUAAAAUGCCGUCUCGGAGGCGCACCCGGUCUGCCCGCCAGAAGAGCGGUUCCAAGCGGUACUCCAUUGAAGCAGAUUCUGCCUAUUCCCCUGGACUGUCAUCUUCGGAGAUGAAGGGUCGGCCGACAUCCUACGGUCUGCGUCGCCAGUACAGCGACACCGUGGAGCUGAUGAUGGAGUGUCAGGAGGAGGAGCUGCUCCCGGCCCAGAUCGAGGCCUUCAAACGCGAGGUGGAGGAGUACAAGGAGGCCAGGAGGAAGAUCAAGGUUGCGAAGGACGAGCAGAUGCGGCUGGAGCAGCAACAGCUACGACAACAGAAGCUGCAGCAGCAACAGAUUGCAGCAGCACCACAGCAGAAUGCUGUGUCGCCUAGUAGUGCAACCUCACAAGCCGAUGUAGUUAUAGUUGGAGAGAGUCCCCCCAAGCAGAUGGCUGCUGCCCAGCCAGCGGUCUCCACAGCGGCACGCCUCCUCAACCCUACCCCCCAACAGGUGUACAAGUUUGUCAACGUCCCAGGGCAGACACCCACCGGCACUGGCAACCAGUGGGUUAUCCGCCCUUUGAUGCAGGUCAUGCCGCAACAGAACGUGGGCAACAACCAGCUGCAGCCCCGCAACCAGGCUGUCAGCAUACAGAAGAGUCCAUUCAUGCCAAAGAGAGCAGAUUCCUCCAGAACUACCCCCAAGGCCAGUUCCCGCCCCCGGGUCUCCAGGUGUCAAACAUGUCAGGCAAGCGGCCCCUUGCAGUACCCCCAGUACGUGAACCCCCCCAAGAAGAAGCCCCGCCGGUUGGAGGCUGACGAUAUCGGAACUCUUGUGCCCUUAGACGAGUAUUACUAUGGCAAGAAGGAGGGCGACCCCACAUACCAGGAGGAGAAAGGGGAACACAGGUUUAAGUGCUGGUACUGCUCCAAGAUGCUCUACAACAAUGUGAAGACGAUGAUGCACAUGCAGGGUCACAUUGACAGCGAGAAGCAGCAGAACCUUGACCUCAGUGACCUCACUCAGUGUAAACACUGCUACAAGCAGUUCGACACACCAUUCGAGAUGCAGACGCACAUUGAGAAGGUGCAUAUGAAUAACACAAAUGUCCUGCUGUGCCGGAUCUGUGAAAAGGACCAUGAGAGCCGUCAGAGCUUGACAAGUCACAUGAGACAGAAUCACAACGCGUGUGAGAUGCCAUACAUCUGUCAGCUGUGCCACUUCCGCUCCUCUAUGUACAGCGAUGUCGUCGACCACUUCAAGAAGAAGCACGAGAACUCGGAGUGUCUGCUGUGCCUGUACUGCCUCAAGGUGUUCCACGUGAAGUUCGUCUCCCAGGGCUGGGGACAGACUCAGAACUACUACCACCAUCUACUCCGACACCAGUCGAAGACUAACGCCAAAAAGUGUCAACUGUGCAAGCUCACGUUCUUCAAUGCACAGGAAGUCAAGGCUCAUCGAAAGAGAGACCACAUGCCAAAUCAGAAGGGAGUUAUAGGUAUGAAUGCCAAGUACACCACGCCUGACCAAGUAAUGAUCCGUGUGCCGGAGUCCGGUCUGCAGCCCAAGCAGCUUGGAGUGAAGUCCCUCAAUGCCCCUGCCGUGUCCAAGGUGUCGGAGCAUCGAGGCUUGCGCUACCCACGAGCCGUGCAGGAACUCCAUUGUUUUGAGUGCAAGAUGAUCAUGGCCACUACAGACCACUAUAAGAAGUACAUCCAGUGUUCCAUGUGUCGGUUCGCCACCAGCUGCAGCUUCGCCUAUGCCAACCACAUGAUGGGUUUCCACUCCGGCCAGAUCACCAGCCUCAGCCUCAACAUACCCUGGGAGCGUUCGCUACCGGCUCCCAUGUACUGUCUGUGUGGCUUUGGCAGUCGGUAUGGGAAUACGAUAGCCAAUCAUCUUGUAUUCUGCACCAAGCGAUCCUGCUACAAGGAGAAACCCAUUUUACCACCCAAAGAGGACAGAGUUGAUGAGGAACAAGACCCAAGAAGAAGACCAGGAGCUUCUCUCCUCGAUGUUCUCGGCCUAGUCAAGAAACCAAAUAUUGUAUCAACUGGUGCGUCCGAGGACCAAGACGACGAUGAACGUUAUGAAAAGCGCUUCACCUCAGCUGCGGUCAGUGAGAAGGCUCUCCCCAAAGACGACCAACAGGAGCCUCGGGACCCCAGUAUCCCACCCGAGCUGACCGGGGCUCGCAGAUGGCUGACGGUCAAGCUAAAGGACGACAAGACACCCACCAAGGCGUCGGUGUUUGGAGCCGGCGACAGCAGUGAUAGGGCUUUCAGCCCGGAACCGGAGGACAACUCGAACGAUGCCACUAACAUUGACUCCUUGGUGAACAGUGCUCUUGCUGAUAGUGAAGACGAUGAGGAAGAACCUUCAGUGUCAGCUGAUAAAGAUAAAGGUGAUGAGGUGAAUGACACUGUUGAAGACACGGUCCACACUGAAGAUGAAGGAGAGAAGGAUGCAGACAAUGAGAAAGAACCUGAUAAAGAUGAGGAUGAAGGAAGUGAUAUAGGCGAAAGUGAAAAAUUGAAAGAAGGCAGUGGUGAAAGGAGUAUCGAUAAGGAACAGAUUCAAGAUAGUGAUAAAGAGGCUGGUGAAAAGGGUGAGACGAGUGAACAAGAGCAAGAUAGUGAUAAGGACACAGAGAAAGUUGAAAAAGUCAGUGAUAAAGAGGCUGAAGAAGGUAUGGGCACAUCUGUUGUUAGGGAGAAGAACUCGGAGGAAGCUGAAGAAGGCAGUGAUAAAGAGCUUGAAGAAGGUAUGGAUACAUCAGUCCUUGAGGAGGACACAAAGGGUGCUGAAGAAGGCAGUGAUGAAGAGGCUGAAGAAGGUAUAGACACAUCAGUUGUUGAGGAGAAGGACACAGAGGAUAAGGUGCUGGAAGAUAGUGAGUCUCCACAGCCAGAUAAUAGCGAGUCCAUGAUGUCAAGUGCCAGUGAGGCACAGGAGCCAGUGAUGGUUGAUGAGCAAAAUGUUCAGCCCAGAUGUCAGUGAGGCACAGCAAGAUUCGGCAGUUGACAAAACACUGUCAGAACCAGAGGUUGACAAGACACUGCCAGAAUCAGAGGCUAGUGAAACGUUCCAAGAAUUGGAGACAAGUGAGACACAGCCAGAAGCAGAGGCUAGUGAGAAACAGUCAGACGUAGAGACUAGUGAG